AUGGAAGAGUUCCUAGAUACUUACGUGUCAGUACAAGAAGGCCGGGUGACAGAUGCCCUGCUCCACCGUUCUUUAAAUUUUGCGAAGCCGCGCUCUUUUCGCGCCCUACACAGUCUGCGCUGGCGGCUACUUAUGGGUCUUCUCCCUGUAAAUGUGUCUGCCAGCACGUACAGUACGGAAUGGGCUAGAUACACACAGAAGGGUGUACAAGAAUGGAACACAAUGAAUGAUGCUCUGAUGAAGCGUAUUCAGACUGAUGAUUCCAGCCCAAAAAGAUCGGAGAAAAAGGGACGAUUUGGCGAAAGUGACUCUUCCGAUGAAGAAACGGAAGGAAGAGUUGUGGAGAAUCCACUGCUUCCGACAGCUGGAAGUUCCUAUGCUUUUCGGUACAAUAUUGACAAAAUACGGGCAACAGCGCAGAAGGACAUUGAUCGGCUCCACUGGGACUUGCCACUUUUUGAGCAGCCCACUACAAAGGAAACAUUGCUACUUAUUCUGGUAAACUACUGCCUGCGGCAUAACCGCGACUACAAACAGGGAAUGCAUGAGAUAGCAGCUUUCAUUCUUUACGUAAUCCACAAUGAUACGACUCUUGUUGAUGAACUUCAGGGAAAAAAUGAGGGAACUCAUACCUUGUUAUUUAGUACAUUCAGAUCCGUUUAUCCCGAGGAUGGCAAGACAGCACUAUCGUUUCAACUUUUUGAAAUUAUAAUGAAUGCACCUGGUAUGAACCUGUCACAAUGGUACUACACAGAUGACGAACAUGCGCCUGAUUCCAUAGUCAGUGCAGCUCAAAAGGUUCAAGGUGAAUGUUUGGCCAAGCUCGACCCAGCUCUGCAUCAACAAAUGAACACCAUAUAUGAAAUUGAAGGUACGUCGUAUUUGAUACGUUGGCUACGUCUGAUUUUUCUACGGGAGUUUUCCCUUGUUCAGUGUGCUGAUUUGUGGGAUUUGUUUUUGUGUGAAAAGUUUCUUGUGGGACAUGGCGAGUACCAUCUCAUCGAUAGCACCAUCACGAUGCUUGCAGCAUCCAUGCUGUUGUUUGUGAGGAACGAGCUCAUGGUGGGUUGCAUCGCCGCUCUAAAACGACUGAUGAAGUAUCCACCGGUAGAGGACGUAGGUGUUUUGGUGGAAAAAACUAUAUCCCAGAUAGACUCACAGAAGUCUGGCUUAGGCCGCUACUUCACUCCGUCACACCAUGUUUCUCUUGCGGAGCCUCAGUUGGUCUCGAAAUCGCUUGUAGAAUAUGCAUCCACACCUCCACCCACACUCUCUUUGAGAGAGGUGAUGCUCCAACAAGGGGUGAUUUUGACAUCCAUCAUUGAAGGCUUCGAGCGACAGUGUUUUCCAUCACCCAGUGUAUCACGUGAAGAAUCAGACGCCGUAAGAGAAAGCUACUUGCGCUCCAUUGCCCAGCUAAAGAAGGUGCGUGAUGUGCUGUUGCACCAAGAUGACGAUAGUGACCCGUAA
This is a messenger RNA of Trypanosoma grayi, 1470 nucleotides long. Its product is annotated as rabGTPase-activating protein. Gene Ontology annotation, biological process: activation of GTPase activity. NCBI's taxonomy places the organism in Eukaryota, Euglenozoa, Kinetoplastea, Trypanosomatida, Trypanosomatidae. The record is from RefSeq and is a predicted model, not a curated record. The transcript has a single exon. Gene Ontology annotation, molecular function: GTPase activator activity. The coding region runs from base 1 to 1470 and encodes 489 amino acids.